AUGGGAGCAGGAGCCAGCGCAGAGGAGAAACACUCCAGGGAGCUGGAAAAGAAGCUGAAAGAAGAUGCUGAGAAAGAUGCAAGAACAGUGAAACUCCUACUGCUGGGUGCUGGGGAAUCUGGCAAGAGCACCAUUGUCAAGCAAAUGAAAAUUAUUCACCAGGAUGGCUACUCCCGGGAGGAAUGUCUUGAGUUUAUUGCCAUCAUCUACAGCAACACCCUACAGUCCAUGAUGGCCAUCGUGAAGGCAAUGACCACACUGAACAUCGGCUACGCCAACCCUCGUAACUCUCUCUUCCUGCAGGACGAUUCCCGUAAACUGAUGCAUCUAGCCGAUACAAUCGAGGAGGGGACCAUGCCAAAGGAACUGUAUGAGAUUAUCAGUCGCCUCUGGAAGGACUCUGGCAUCCAGGCCUGCUUUGAUCGAGCCUCGGAGUACCAGCUGAAUGACUCUGCUGGCUAUUAUCUCAACGACUUGGAUCGAAUUGUACAGCCAGGCUACCUCCCCACUGAACAGGAUGUGCUGCGCUCACGAGUGAAAACCACCGGUAUCAUUGAGACCCAGUUCGGAUUCAAAGAUCUCAACUUCAGGAUGUUUGACGUGGGAGGCCAGCGUUCUGAGCGCAAGAAAUGGAUCCACUGCUUCGAAGGCGUCACGUGUAUCAUCUUCAUUGCUGCACUCAGUGCCUAUGACAUGGUCCUGGUGGAGGACGAUGAAGUAAACCGCAUGCACGAGAGCCUGCAUCUCUUCAACAGCAUCUGUAAUCAUCGCUACUUCAUCGCAACCUCUAUCGUCCUCUUCCUCAACAAGAAGGACGUGUUCCAGGAGAAGAUCAAGAAGACCCAUCUGAGCAUCUGUUUCCCAGACUACGAUGGCAACAACUCAAUGGAAGAUGCUGGAAACUACAUUAAAGCCCAGUUCCUGGAGUUGAACAUGAGGAGAGAUGUGAAGGAGAUCUAUUCCCACAUGACCUGUGCCACAGACACAGAGAACGUCAAGUUUGUGUUUGAUGCAGUGACAGACAUCAUCAUCAAGGAGAACUUGAAAGAUUGCGGUCUGUUUUAA
Molecule: messenger RNA, 1065 nt
Organism: Pristis pectinata (smalltooth sawfish)
Lineage: Eukaryota; Metazoa; Chordata; Chondrichthyes; Rhinopristiformes; Pristidae
Product: guanine nucleotide-binding protein G(t) subunit alpha-1
Exons: 8
Coding region: 1-1065 (354 amino acids)
Biological process (GO): adenylate cyclase-modulating G protein-coupled receptor signaling pathway
Cellular component (GO): heterotrimeric G-protein complex
Molecular function (GO): G-protein beta/gamma-subunit complex binding; GTPase activity; G protein-coupled receptor binding
Source: RefSeq, a predicted model, not a curated record